Molecule: messenger RNA, 1395 nt
Organism: Zasmidium cellare ATCC 36951
Lineage: Eukaryota; Fungi; Ascomycota; Dothideomycetes; Mycosphaerellales; Mycosphaerellaceae
Exons: 10
Coding region: 1-1395 (464 amino acids)
Molecular function (GO): oxidoreductase activity, acting on paired donors, with incorporation or reduction of molecular oxygen; monooxygenase activity
Source: RefSeq, a predicted model, not a curated record
AUGGCUGCUCGUGAUAACAGGAAGAAACUCAUCUUGAACGCCUUCAUAGAGUCAUGUAGUGGUCACCAGUCGCCCGGACUGUGGCAGCACCCUGACGAUAGAUCGUCUGGAUUCAAUGAUAUUGAACACUGGGUUGAUCUCGCCAAGCUUCUUGAAAAGGCCAAGAUUCACGGGAUCUUCAUCGCCGACGUUCUGGGUGGCUACGACGUAUACGAAGACAGCCUUGACCCAGCCAUCAGGUCUGCGGCACAAUGGCCCGUCAACGAGCCUUUGGCGGUCGUCGUCGCCAUGACCGCCGCCACAAAUUCGAUUGGUGUUGGCGCCACUGUCGCAACGACCUACGAGCAGCCAUACCACCUGGCGAGAAGACUGUCCACAAUCGAUCACCUUUCCAAGGGAAGGUUUGGGUGGAACAUUGUGACAGGUUACCUUGACUCUGCAGCACGUAACCUGAUCGGCAAAGAGCAACCUCUACAUGCUGAUCGGUACACCGUUGCGGAAGAAUACAUGAAAGUGAUGUACAAGCUCUUCCAAGCCUCCUGGCGAGACGAUGCCGUGGUCCGCGACGUAAAACGUAGCAUGUACAGCGAUCCGGCCCGAAUCAGAACGAUCGACCACGACGGCGAGUUCUACAAAGUCCCCGGCCCACACAUCUGCCAACCCUCCCCCCAAAGGACACCCCUCCUCUUACAAGCCGGAACCUCCAAAUCAGGUCGGCUAUUCGCCGCCCAACACGCCGAAGCCAUCUUCGUCCUCGGCCACAGCCCCUCCGUAGCAAAAGACAACAUCGCCGAGAUCCGCUCGACAGCUAAAGAGCGAUUCGGCCGUGAUCCCAACAACCUCAAAUUCCUCGCUCUGUUCUGUCCCGUGAUCGGGCGCACGGAAGAAGAAGCGCAGGCGAAAUUUGAAGACUACAUUCAGUAUGGGAGUAAGGAGGGAGCGUUGGCAUUGUUUGGGGGAUGGACGGGGAUGGAUCUGGGGCCUUAUGGGGAUGACGAGGAGUUGAGGCACACGGAGAGUAAUGCAAUCAAGGCGGCGGUGGAGUCGCUGAGUAAAGCUGCGCCAGGGGUGGAGAAGUGGACGAAGAGACUGGGCGCCACAGUCGUCGGCACCCCAGCCCAGGUCGCCGAUGAAAUGCAACGCUGGGUCGACGAAGCCGACGUCGACGGCUUCAACAUGCCGUAUGCCAUCUUCCCGUCCUCCUUCGAAGACAUCUGCAAUCUACUCGUUCCCGAGCUACAGUCAAGAGGGAUGUUUCAUGGAAUCACAGGAGGAACGUAUCGAGAGAAUUUCUAUGGAAAGGCAGGACAGAAGCAGCCGCUUGAGGAGCAUGUCGCUGCGAAGUAUCGCUGGAGGGCUGGGGUUCCGAAGAGCGAGGCGACGUUUCCUGUUUGA